AAGAAAAUGAAUACUCAGAUGAAAUGGUGCUCUCGAGAUCUGUAAAUUUAGCGUCACACAGCCCAGCCGGUCGUAGACAGCGCGUAUAAUGAAUACACGACUACAACAAGAAGGAGGUGCUGGGCUGCAAAUGCGGCUACAGCACGAGUUGCUGGGAAUGCUUCGACGGAUGGCGUGCGAGCGUGGCGAUAGCGUUAUAGUCCAUCUUUUAAUGGUCGGAAGAACCGUAGCUCCAUCCUGUCGCCGUUCGCGAGGCAUCUAGGGUUCCACACGCCCGCCAACACCGCCGCAAACGGCGUUGAACAGACUCUGUGCCAGCAAUGAACAGCCACUGCAUAAAUCUGACUCUUGCGCCAUCUCUACGCUCGUCAACGCCGCCCCAAACAAGGAAUAGCGCGUUUGCCAGAAGUUUCUGCACAAGCUCGGAGCUUUCCCUUUCGACGUUUGAGCGAAGCAUCGCACAUUGUAAACCAAAAUCAGCGCAACAUGUCUACAUUUGAGGGUCUGGUGGCUCCUCCACGACUCCUGGGCCAGCACCGGAUCGAUCACACUAAGCUGCCGCAUCUGCAUGACAUCGAGCAGGUCAUCAAUCGCCAGUCGCAUAAGCGGGUGCCGGUGGACCCAUCGAUAGGCACCAUGCUCCUACUCCACGGACUCUCCAACGACCAUUUGCAACCCAUCAACCAGGUUCGCUCAUUUGACCAUAUUCAGUCCGUGAACCUUGCCUCGCUGCCGCCAGCCGUUCGUGAGAGGAAACUCUGGACGCUGAUGGCCCGUCAUCGCCCUACCCCCACCAACCCUCUCCCUGAUCCACCGACUGAGGACAACGAGCCGGAACAGCCAAAGACCGGAGAUAACAUGGAGCUAUUCGAUAUCUUAGUCUUGCCUAGAGAGAUGCGUGACCACAUCUACGAGUAUGCCGUUCGCUUUGAAAACAUCCAGCGCUUCGGUCACUGGUCCUACGCGUGCAAGGUGCCAAGUAUCAUGCAUACCAACCACCAAAUCCGCCGAGAAGCGAUGGAGACAUACCUCCCCAACAACAUCUUCGAGUUUCGUUGCGAUAACGAGCGGAUAACGCUGUCCAAGUGGCUUCUCAGUAUGCAGGCCAUGGCAUCAGUGUGUGGGAAAGGCAUCGAAAUCUUCAAGGACGUCCGUUUGCAUCUCAUCCGCAACAAGAUCUCUGAGACCCUUAGGGACCUCAAGGUUUUGGCCCACCUACUGCGGACCAGCGCCACACGAGCGGUCGUGGUCAAAACCGGUAACACUUUGCGCCCGAACGAUGCAAGUUACCGCGAGACACUGCUCGAUCUUGCCAAUUACAAGAAUCAAGGUUAUAGCAUCUUCGUGCUCACCAGUCAACACUACGUCCGCGUUUGUGAGGCCAUUGAUGCAAUCCUCAGACUCGGUAUGGAAGCAUGCAGGCUUAAGGUGUCUCAGAACAGGCUGGAAGCACAGCUCGAAGACGAGGUCAAGUGGCAGUUGCGUCUUCGACACACCACAUCCAGCAAGCGAGACAACCUGGUCCGCCCUCCUAGGCCUUGAAAGAUUUGACGCAAUAAGCAGUGAAGUGAGGCUCACGAGGUCCGCAGUCCAGGUCGGCAUAGCAAGUCGAAGCGGAAUUUCGCGAGUCUUGGCUUCCUGUGGUCAUAUACGAGGCCGCAUCACAUUCACGGAGGUGUCAGACAGGUCGAGCACAAAAAGCUAGGGCGGAUGGAGAGCAGAAUGCGUCAAUGGUUACGCGCGGCAUGCAGAGUCACUAUAGCAGCAGCUGCUUCAGUACUAACGCAACUCACAUCAAUUCCUUUAUCUUUCUCCACUAUCCCAACCAGUGU
Messenger RNA from Baudoinia panamericana UAMH 10762, 1832 nucleotides. RefSeq lists its product as uncharacterized. NCBI's taxonomy places the organism in Eukaryota, Fungi, Ascomycota, Dothideomycetes, Mycosphaerellales, Teratosphaeriaceae. The coding region runs from base 487 to 1542 and encodes 351 amino acids. The transcript has a single exon. The record is from RefSeq and is a predicted model, not a curated record.